Molecule: messenger RNA, 2794 nt
Organism: Exserohilum turcica Et28A
Lineage: Eukaryota; Fungi; Ascomycota; Dothideomycetes; Pleosporales; Pleosporaceae
Exons: 5
Coding region: 295-2484 (729 amino acids)
Molecular function (GO): ATP binding; ATP-dependent protein folding chaperone
Source: RefSeq, a predicted model, not a curated record
CCCCUCUCGCGCCGUGUCUGCGCCGUGUCUGCGCCGUCAAGCCUCAAGGAUACAAAGGCCGCCGCCGCCGGCGACAGAGCGCGUCCUCCGCCAAUUCCCCGGGGACUGCGCCGCAGCCCAGUUGGCGGGGCUUCUUCCUUUACACAGCCAGCCUUGCGCCGUUUCGGACAUUGCCCAGCUCGCCCGUCAGCCGCAGCACGCAGCCCGCAGCACGCAGCAGCGCUCGCAGAUAUCCUUGAUUGCACCCCACCCGCAACUCGCAGCCCGCUCCUCGUCGCAGUCUGAAUGAAUUCCAUGAACUCCCGUUUCAAGAACCUAGUGGGUUCGAAACGAAAGAGUUCCUCACAGAAUCACCCCUCCUCCCCCUCGCCCCAAGGCAACCCGCCGCCCACUGGCCAGCAGCGCCCGACGUCGCUCUCUCCCCAGGUCUCCAACUCGAGCAGCUCCUCGCUCCCCAUGAAUCCCCAGAACCCCCUGGGCCGCCCGCCCUCGUACACAUACGCUCCCCCAGGCGCCCUCGGGGCCCCGCCGCCUCAACAUGGCCGCCCAACAAGCCCGCUGCCGCCCAUCAACACAGGCGCGCCCGGCUACCCUCCCCAGCAGCCGCCCUAUCCUUCGCAGCAGGGCCCGCCUGGAUAUCCUCCCCAGGGCCCUCCAGGCCCUGCCUAUGGCCACGGCUAUGGUGCGCCUCCGCCAGGUGCGCCCACGCCCCAUGGCCCGCCCGCCGCAUACAACAGACCCAACAACAUGGCAGAGGUCGCGGGCGAGGGCCGCUCCAAGGCGCAGCUGAUUGUGGGAAUCGACUUUGGCACAACCUUCUCGGGCGUCGCCUUUGCCUUUGCGACCAACACCGAGGCCAAGGAAGACAUCAUCACCGAAUGGCCUGGCGCCGGCAACCAGACAAAGCAAAAAAUCCCGACUGUGCUAUACUACGACCAGUACCAGAAGGUGGUGGGAUGGGGGCCUGACAUUGCCGAUGCUUUGGCCCCGACCGGCUACCCCAAGCCUGGCGUGCAAAAGGUCGAGUGGUUCAAGCUGCAGCUGAUGCUGUCGGGAAACACAUACAUUGACCCCAUCAACCUGCCCCCGCUACCUCCUGGCAAGUCUGAGAUUGAUGUCGCCGCCGACUACCUCUUCCAUCUGCGACAGGCGAUGCGCAACCAGCUGCAGAAAACACUGGGAGAGGUGUUCAACCGUGAGGAGCGCAAUAUCCGGUACUACCUAACAGUCCCUGCCAUCUGGAACGAUGCUGGCAAGGCUGCCACGCGUGCUGCCGCCAUCCAGGCUGGUUUCCUGCGCGAUGAAAACGACAACAGGCUGACGCUCAUUACCGAGCCCGAAGCCGCCGCCAUGUUCUGCUCAAAGACUGGUCUCCUCAACCUCAAGAUCCACGAUGCGGUCCUCAUUGUUGAUUGCGGUGGUGGAACGGUCGACUUGAUCGCCUACGAGGUGGAAGAGGAGCAGCCCUUCUCCGUCGCCGAGUGCACAGCAGGCUCCGGCGACUCGUGCGGUUCCACUGCGCUCAACCGCAACUUUAGCAACAUCCUCCGCGCUAAAAUCAGGAAGAUGAAGCUACCAGACGGCUCCAAGACUGCCGGCAAAGUCUACGCCAAGUGCAUCAUGGACUUUGAGAACAGGAUAAAGGCCGACUUCCGUAACAAUGGACAAAAGUGGGCCGUUGACGUGGGCAUCGAGGCCGAGUUCCCUGAAGCAGGCAUCGAGGAAGGAUACAUGACUUUUACCAAUGAAGAAAUUCUGCAGUGCUUUGAGCCGGUGGUGAACCGGAUCCUCGAGCUUGUCAGGAAUCAAAUCAUUGCUAUCCAAGCACAGAACAGGUCAUUACAGAAUGUCCUGGUUGUCGGUGGUUUCGGUGCUUCCGAAUACCUCUUCCAGCAAAUCAAGCUCCAUGUCCCACCGCAGUUCCAAUCCAAGGUGGUGCGACCCAUGGACUCCGUCGCUGCCAUUGUCAAAGGAGCCGUUACAGCUGGUAUCACGGAGCGCAUCGUUACGCACCGUGUCGCGCGUAGGCAUUAUCUCAUGGCUACCCUCCAGCCUUUCAAGGAGGGUCACCACCCAGAACAAUAUCGUGUCCCUUCACUCGAUGGCAAGGACCGAUGCAAGUACACGCGCCAAAUCUUUGUGCAAAAAGGCCAAAGGGUCAAGAUUGGCGAGCCGGUCAAGGUCUCGUUCUUCAGGCAAGUGGCGCCAGGCGCAACGCUCAUGUAUGAGGACAUUCUCUACGCGUGCGAUGACGAUGUCUGCCCAGAGUACACCAAGGAUCCUCGCAUCAAAGAAGUCGUCACAUUGACAUCCGACCUCUCAAGGAAAAACCUCGAAAAGGACUUUGAGCGCAUGGACACGCCACAAGGGACCUUUUACCGCGUAUACUUUGACAUUUACCUUACGCUCGACGGUUCAGAGUUCAACGCCGAGCUUGUCUGCCAAGGCGAGGUCAUGGGCCGCUGCACAGCUCGCUUUAGGUAAUCUCUCACUCACACAAAGGGAAAUGUGCGCAAAAAAGUUGCUCUUCAAGGAUAGUUACCCUCACGGCCCUAUAUACGCACAUAUAUAUACAUAUUCACACUCACACUCACACAACACAUGUGUUGGGAAAAGGGGGGGAACCAUCUCUCGUAGUUUGGGUAGUGGAGAAAAAUCGCUUAGAUGCGAUAGUGCAAUGGCGGCUUUGUAACUCACCCCUCUUUUCUUUUCUCGGCCUCAAACUUUGAAUUGGUUCUCUCUCUCUUGUUUUCUUGGUGUUAGAUCUUACAUAACACAUACCCCACACCCCCCC